Molecule: messenger RNA, 249 nt
Organism: Fusarium verticillioides 7600
Lineage: Eukaryota; Fungi; Ascomycota; Sordariomycetes; Hypocreales; Nectriaceae
Exons: 2
Coding region: 1-249 (82 amino acids)
Source: RefSeq, a predicted model, not a curated record
AUGAACAACGGUAGCAUAACUGAUACACUAAGCAUGAACUUCGCAGAUCAAGACAUGGGCGUGUCUGCUGACACUGCAUUAAACGACACGCUCUUGGAGUAUGAGCAAGCGGCCAGCCGUCUGUUCACUGGAGAUGUUACAUAUGAUCCUUAUGACUCCAUUCUCGACAAUCCGCUCUUAGAGCAGAACCAAGGCUGGAUAUGGAGUUGGAACUUUCUUGAAUUACGGGGAAAGUAUUUUAGACGAUGA